Molecule: messenger RNA, 1428 nt
Organism: Durotheca rogersii
Lineage: Eukaryota; Fungi; Ascomycota; Sordariomycetes; Xylariales; Xylariaceae
Exons: 3
Coding region: 607-1020 (137 amino acids)
Source: RefSeq, a predicted model, not a curated record
AGUGCGCGUACCCACGCUGGUGAUGGCGCCUUUCUUUCAUACGAUAGACCAGACAGAAGAACGUGGAGGAACCGCUCGACACACACUUGGCGGAUAGAUACCACGAGUGUAUAGGUGAACGGAGCAUUCAGUAGAGACAGGAUAAUAACGCGGGGUCUGUGGCUAUUAUCUCUGGCUCCAAGGAGUAGGGCGCGGUUCUGCAGAAACAGGCGAAUCAGCACGCUAGUGUAUCGGACGCUCUAAAGCUAUUUUUACAUUAGCUAGCCUCUUCGUCGUCGGGGAUUAUCGGAGUUCAUGUUUCGUAUGGACAUAAUGCUGUCGGAUCAGGAGACUAGUUCGAGAUGCCGAAUGAUAAGCCGAAGAAUGUCGUGACUGAUAUAAAUAGGGACGACGAUGGCCAGUCCCAGAUCAUUUCCUGUGUAGGAACAUUAUAUACAUAUAUAACCUGCUGGUUCACCGCAUCCUUAACCCUUGUGCGAGCAUAGGGAACUCUUGUGAAGAGAUUUGCUAUAUAACGCGUCCGCACUCGACACGUCUCCUUAUACAGCCGACGACGAUCCACCUGUCAUUUUUCCGCUCGUCUCUCUCAACGCGACGUCGACCAAGAUGGUCUUUGUCUAUUCCGUCACACAGGCGCCUCGCCAGGUCAGCAACGCCCACAUGACGACAUCACCGCAACUGAGCCCGCCGAAAGCCAACUUCUCCGUAGCGUAUCCGGCGCCGGCUCUCCACCUAUCGAAACCGCAGUCGUUCGGCGUGCUCGACAGCGAGGACUACGUGAUGCAGAUGCUGGAGAUCGCCCGAGACAGCAACGAGGCCUACGGCUUCCCCGAGGUCAAGCUCACGCUCGAGAGGGCGAUCGGCCAGAUCUGGGGCCGGAUAGCAUCGAUGCCGAACUCGUACGUCAUGUCGCCGACCGAGUUCGCCGUAUUCAACUUUUUCCAGCACCGGUUCGUCGGCGACCAGAUAGCCGCAGCUGCGAGGGCGAGAUACUGGGAUUACAGGGAAAUGCCGGCCUAGAACCGUAGAAACAAAAGAUGGGACCGAAGAACAGAAGGAAAAGGGAGGGCGAGGAGGACUCCUUUUCUCUCCACGGAGCGGCUCGAGCCUCGCCUGGCGCGCGGAAUCGAGACGCGACGGAGCCAACGACCGCCUUUAGGCAUAUUUCCCGUUAACAGCUCUCCUCUCACUGCGCUUAUCUGCAUACGGCGACGCGUUAUACCAGUCCUACGCCAACACGUAACAGCACAUAUCCCUGUCAUACCUACCGUUUAUACCCAUAUAUAUCUACAUGUACACAUAGGUACAAUUUACCCUAGGUACCUCGUGUACCCACCUUAAUGAUAAAACAAUACCAUACCCGCAUGCACAUACAUAUAUACAUAGGUACCUAGUUAUACUUUGCCGUUUAAAUAUCGUUUAAUUGCC